Messenger RNA from Emys orbicularis (European pond turtle), 1026 nucleotides. RefSeq names its product phospholipid scramblase 2-like. Gene Ontology annotation, cellular component: plasma membrane. Gene Ontology annotation, molecular function: phospholipid scramblase activity. NCBI's taxonomy places the organism in Eukaryota, Metazoa, Chordata, Testudines, Emydidae. The transcript is spliced from 7 exons. Bases 1 to 1026 code for a protein of 341 amino acids. The record is from RefSeq and is a predicted model, not a curated record. Gene Ontology annotation, biological process: plasma membrane phospholipid scrambling.
AUGGCCGCGCUCAGCUCCCAGCCGUCUCCCUUCGGGCACCUGACGCGGGAGCGGCACAUCCAAGUGCCGACGAGGUCCUUGAGGAAGAAGGACGGGGCUCCGGGCCUCCGGGCCGGGGGGACGUCCCCCAGCUGGGAAGGCACAAGCCGAGCUAACCAGGCUCAAGAGCCGGACUUUGGGAGCAACCAGGGGAGCCCGGAUGCCCCUUCGAGUGCCGAGGACCCUGGCCACCAACUCGAGGGCCGGAGAUGGCCGGGAAGCAAGUGGGGUGGGACUGCCGGGGAGGAAGCCACCGAGUCGCCUCUGCCGCGGCUGGGCUGGCGGGGCAGGAGAGCCCGCAGACGGAGCCCGGAGCAGAGCUUGCAGCAGGUUCAGGAGGACGACGACGUUCCACCGCUCGGGCUGCAGGUGCUGGCCGGCGUCUCCCAGCUGCGCAUCACCGCCCGAGCUGGGCUACGCGGGUUCGCCGGGGACCCAGGGAGAACGUACAUGGUGGGCACCGCGCAGGCAAAGGGGCUGCUGGUAGCUAUCGAAGAAACCAGCCGCUUGUGCCUGCACCUGUGUGGCCCUGCCCGCUCCUGCCGCAUCCGCCUCCAGGACCCGCAAGGCCAGGAUGUCCUAUGGCUCCGACGGCCCUUCGGGGCGGGCGCCAGCUGCCUGGGCUGCUGCCGGACGGAGAUGCGGGUGUUCACCGCCGGUGACCAGCUCGUGGGCAGCGUGCGGCAGAGGUGGGGCAUCCUUGCCCAUCUCUGGGACCUGCGUGACCUCCACGGCGCAGCCACCAUGAGGAUCCGAGGCUCCUGCGCGGCCAGCCGCUGCUCCUCCAACCAGGAGUUCCAGGUCACCUCCCGCGCCGGCAGCCCCGUGGCAGUGAUCUGGAAGAGGUGGCCAGGUUUCAAUGAAGACCAGAACGUGGACCAUGAGUUCUUCGGGGUGGACAUUUCAGCAAAGCUGGGGGCCGAGGACACCGCUCUCCUGCUGGCAGCAGCCUUCCUCCUGAACUUCAUGUUCUUCGAGAUGAGCUGA